AUGACUGAUCCAAGACAGCCAAUCCCUAAUCUCCCCGAGGCAACCAUAACAAAAAGCCCAGAAUGUUCCAUCCCUCGACUGCCAUCCAGCAGCAAACACUAUUGGUGGUAUGCGCCUCGCGCCAAAAAAGUCGACGCCAAACCAAGUGAAACCGAAUCUACCUCCAAAUAUGCCCCAAUACGAUACCACGGUUCCGAACAAGAAAUUCAAACAACCAAUUUGGACACCUAUCCAUCCCUCAUUCGAUAUUUCGAUGAGGAUUUACCCGAAGAUGACGAGAAAUCGGAGUCUAUAAAAUCUAGGAGCAAUGAAGAGAGAGUGCCUUACAGGAUUGGGAAAAGUUUGACGUUUCAUAAGGACGUUGCAGUGGGUCAGUCUUCUGAAGAUGUUUCGGUCAGGGAUGAUAUGGAGUUGAUUUUUGAUGAUUGGCAUGCUCACGAAAAGGAAUAUGAAAGAUACUCCAGAACACGCGACAGAACAUUUUCCAUGGACGGUAAAAUCGAAAAGUUACCCAAAAGAAAAGACAAACAUAUGGACGAGAUCAGACAAGUCGUCAAUAAACUGAUAUCUGAAGCCAUUGAUGACAAAAUGGCAGAAAUUUCAAGUUCCAUAACAAUGCUUACGCAAACAUCUUCAGAUGCACUUGAAAAUUUUACAGAAAUCUUGGGAACUAAGAAAGAAAUUAGGCUGAAACCUGUUGAAGUCCCAGAGGGCGAGGAAAAACCAGAGAGGAAAGUUGAAUCAGAAGAUGUCGUAAAAUCUGAAGAACCGAAAGACGACUCAGUACCAAAAGAUUUAGAACCAAAAGAUGUCUCAAAACCAAAAGAUGAAUCUGAACCAAAAGAUACCACAGAACCAAAAGAUGUUCCACAACCUGAAGUCGAUUCUCUAGGGCCAAAAGUUACCAAAUCAAGAAAGUUUGUGAUACCUGAAAGGCUACAAGAUAUACCAGAACCCAAAAUUUUUGAACCAGAUCUCGAAAAUGUGUCUGAAACAACUGAUACUACCCAGGACGAUCUAAAAACUAGAAUAAGCACUGAUAUCCAAACUGAACUUAUUCAAAACUUAGAUAAAAAUCUGCAAAAAGAUUAUGAGAAAAGUACAAAAAUGCCUCAGGAAACCAAAAUGCCAGACGAAAAUAAAGUCAAACCCGAAAAAAGUGUUGAAGAAAAAUUCAAACAAAAUAUAGAAUUAGACAAGAAACCACCUACAGAUGCUCCGAGUACUUCAAGACCACCAAGAGUGUCUUUUGCUGAAGCAAAAGUUGAAAAGAAGAAGACUGAGUCUUCGACUUCAAUUUCGGAGAAAUCUGACAACGUGUCUUUGGACGAUUUCGGAGAUGAUCCUGAAACGUUACUUGCUCCUCCAACUGGUACUAUGCCAACUAAAGCCCUUAAUUUGACCUGGGAUGGUUUGAGAAGAUUUGUGAAGAAACGUAUUGAAGGGGAAAUUACGAAACCUAAAGAUCAGCCUGAAGAUGACAAGAAUAAACAAGACAAAAAGGAUAAAUAA
This is a messenger RNA of Ctenocephalides felis (cat flea), 1512 nucleotides long. RefSeq names its product WEB family protein At5g16730, chloroplastic-like. NCBI's taxonomy places the organism in Eukaryota, Metazoa, Arthropoda, Insecta, Siphonaptera, Pulicidae. The record is from RefSeq and is a predicted model, not a curated record. The coding region runs from base 1 to 1512 and encodes 503 amino acids. The transcript has 6 exons.